AUGCCAAAAGUAAAGACAAGCCGAGUUAAAUACCCAGAAGGCUGGGAGUUAAUUGAGCCUACACUUCGCGAACUUCAAGCAAAGAUGAGGGAAGCUGAGAAUGAUCCACACGAUGGCAAACGAAAAUGUGAGACUUUGUGGCCUAUAUUUAAAAUUGCACACCAAAAGAGCCGCUACGUAUUUGACCUCUACUAUAAGAGAGAGGAAAUUUCUAAAGAAUUGUAUGAAUUCUGUUUAGAUCAAGGAUAUGCUGAUCGCAAUCUAAUUGCAAAAUGGAAGAAGCCUGGUUAUGAACGCCUAUGUUGCCUGAGGUGCAUGCAGCCGCGCGAUCACAACUAUGCCACGACUUGUGUUUGCAGAGUGCCCAAGCAUCUUCGAGAAGAGAAGGUUAUAGAGUGUGUUCACUGUGGUUGCAAGGGUUGUGCAAGUGGGGACUGA
This is a messenger RNA of Lathyrus sativus (Indian pea), 438 nucleotides long. The record is from the annotation of a GenBank genome assembly. NCBI's taxonomy places the organism in Eukaryota, Viridiplantae, Streptophyta, Magnoliopsida, Fabales, Fabaceae.